Ipomoea nil (Japanese morning glory) is the source of this 2423-nucleotide messenger RNA. RefSeq lists its product as uncharacterized. The coding region runs from base 673 to 2163 and encodes 496 amino acids. The record is from RefSeq and is a predicted model, not a curated record. The transcript has 8 exons. Lineage: Eukaryota; Viridiplantae; Streptophyta; Magnoliopsida; Solanales; Convolvulaceae.
CUUUAUCCCUAAUCCUCCAUUUCUCCGCUUCUAAGUUCUAACCGAGCCCCUAGAAACCCUAGUUCUUCGUCCUCUCCAUAACCGUAGCUCUAUUUCCCUGCAAAAAUCUCCAAACGGCAACAGAAGGUGUGAAACCCAAGCUUACCCGGUGGCCGAUGAGCUGCUCACCGCAACGAUGAUGCACUUGGUUCAACUAGCUGCCAACUAUAAGCAUCUUUAAAAGCUCUAGGUUGAGCAUGUAGCAUUACCCGACCUGUGAUUGCUUGUUCCAAGACAAGCAAUGAAGGAAGUGAGUUGAAAUCUCAAAUACAGCAGCUCAAGGAUACCCUCGAGAAACUCAAUACCAGAUUCACUUUGAGGCUUUGACUGACGAAGUUAGCCUGCGAUGCUGCCAUCUCUUCUCCGUUUAAUGAAUUCCAUGUUUGAAAAACAGAGGGGGCAAUAUGGUCAUUCCAAGUGAAAAAAAGGGGGAAAGUUGAGAAUGCUGGACGCUGGCCAUCCUAAUAUUCCAAUUUCCUAAAUCGAUUUUAACCUAACAUUUGAAACAAACGAAGAACGAAGAAGGAAGAACGUAAAAAGAGAAGGAAGAAAGAAGGGAAUCUGUCUCCAUCAACUGUGAAGUUUACCUACGUUUGCCAUUCUCCAUCAACUCUACUUGAAGUAGCAACAACAAUGGCUAAUUCGUCUUCUGCGACUGGAAUGGGUUCUGCGCCCAUUACUCUCCGACUAAGAGAUGGAGUUGGCCCAUUUUCAGUUUUCCUUUUUCAUAAUGGGAUAAUAAAUAGAGUUGGUGAAGUUAAAUAUUUGGGCGGUGAUGUGCAAGUGUAUGCCAAAAUGGAAGCUAAUGAAGUGUGUUUAACUGUGUUGAAAGAUAAGAUGAAACAAUUAGGGUAUUGUGAAAUAGGAACACUCAUUUAUUGUUAUUGGAAUGGUAGUUUGAAGUUACUACAAUCAGAUAAUGAUGUGAUAUCUAUAUUGAAUGAGGUCAAUCCAGAUAAUAUGUUGGAGUUAUGGGUUGAAACAAUGGAUGAGUUAAAUUUGAUUGAUGCAGAAAUUGAGGUAGUUGAGUCAGAUGGUGAUUGGGAAAGUGAGGUUGAGGUAGACUGUGUUGGUUUAGAUAAGCAGGUUGGUGUAGUGGUUGGGGAUGAUUUAAUUGCAGACCAAAAAAGGGACCCUAAAGUAGAAAAAGAAGGUGAAACAAUGACAAAGAAUAUGGAGGAUGAAAUAAACUUUUCUGAUGAGGACUCAAUAGUGGAUUCUGAUAGUGAUGGUGAAGUUAAAUGGCCUGUAUUUAGAGCUGCAACUGACAUGCAAGAUCCCCAUUUUACUUUAGGCAUGACUUUUGCAUCCAAGCAACAGUUUAGAGAAGCAGUGCGAAAUUAUGCUUUCAAUAAUGGGAAAAAAAUUAGAACUGUUAAAAAUGACAAGGUGAGGGUAAUUGUUCAGUGUACACAGGAGGGUUGUCCUUGGAGAAUAGGGUUGAGGAAAGUAAUUAACUCACUGUCUUGGAGGAUUUUGAAGAUGAUAGAUGAACAUGCCGGGUGUUCAUUGGUUUUGGAGAAUUCUGCCAAGGUUGGUAGACCAAAGAUGCUAAGAAAAAAAUUUGCUGGUGAAUUGAGUCAAGAUGGAAUUUCAGUGUCAAGAAAGCAUAUUCAACUACAUUGUUCCCUUUGUAGGCAAGCUGGACAUAAUUUAAGGAAGUGUCCAUCUAAUCCAAAUCAAGAUUUGAAGCCAAAGAAGAGGAUCAUUUAUGCCACCAAACAAAUUCCCAUUUGCAUGCCUUCACAUGCCACUAGGCAGCAGCAGGGGGACCAAAGUGGCCAAGGGCAGCAGCAACAAGUGGACCAAAAUGAGAAUGGACUACAGGAGGGAGACCAAUAUCAAUUAGGACAGCAGCAGGGGAACCAAAAUGACCAAGGUCAGCAGCAACAAGUGGACCAAAAUGACAAUGGACAACAGGAGGGAGACCAAAAUCAAUUAGGACAGCAGCAGGAGAACCAAAGUGAGCAAGGUCAGCAGCAACAAGGCAAAUCCAUGUCCAAAACCACAAAGAAAACCACUAUGAGGCAAUCCAAUCGGAAAAAACCAUACUAUACAAGGAGCAAGACAACCAUGAAGUCCAAAUUCUUUGGAAACAAGGAUGCCCCUAUUAACAUUGAAUGAAUGAAGAUAACCCUUUGAUUGUUUUUGGGAAAACAGAUUGAGUUGAAACUUUAAACUCAAUUUGUUGUAUUUUAAUGGAAAAUGCAGUAUGUAGACAACCAUGUAGUGUUGGUUAAUGCUUUGAAACUUGAAGUCAGUUUUUGGAAUUGUCCAUGUAGGUGGUUAAUGAAUUCUGUACAUUACUAACAGUCACUUUUUGGAAUUGCAAUGUAGUCUUGGUUAAUGAAUUGUGUACAUUACCAACAGGCAGUUUUUGGAAA